AUGGGGAGAAGCCCAUGCUGUUCAAAGAUAGGGUUGAAUAGAGGUUCAUGGAUAGCUUCAGAAGACAAGAGUCUCACUUACUACAUCACACUCCAUGGUGAAGGCAAAUGGAGGUAGCUUCCCAUCAAAGCAGGUUUAAUGAGAUGUGGAAAGAGUUGUAGGCUGUGAUGGUUGAAUUACUUGAAACCGGAUAUAAAAAGAGGCAAUAUUUCAUGUGAUGAAGAAGAUCUCAUCAUCAGGCGGCAUAAACUCUUGGGCAACAGAUGGUUUGCAGGGAGGCUCCCUGGGCGAACAGACAAUGAAAUCAAGAACUACUGGAACACCACACUUGCCAAAAAGGUGCAUGAUCUUCAUCAAAACGACGACAUCAAUCAAGAACAAAACCUUAAAAAGAGGAAAGAUAGAGAAUCUGCGAAUGAGAUGGGGUCGAAUGUGGUUAGAACCAAGGCAGCGAGAUGCUCAAGAACCCAUUUUAGCUCUCACCCACAACAAGUAGAGCCACCAAGAUCCAAUGUUGUUGAGAAUAGAGGUCCGGCUAAACCUACCGAACCAGCUUCAUGCGCGUUCUAUCAUCAUGAAGUACAAAGCCAUAACAAUAACUCUGUCAAGUUUCCAUCUUGA
Molecule: messenger RNA, 621 nt
Organism: Helianthus annuus (common sunflower)
Lineage: Eukaryota; Viridiplantae; Streptophyta; Magnoliopsida; Asterales; Asteraceae
Product: transcription factor MYB1
Exons: 3
Biological process (GO): cell differentiation
Cellular component (GO): nucleus
Molecular function (GO): transcription cis-regulatory region binding
Source: RefSeq, a predicted model, not a curated record